This is a messenger RNA of Stylonychia lemnae, 1215 nucleotides long. The record is from the annotation of a GenBank genome assembly. NCBI's taxonomy places the organism in Eukaryota, Ciliophora, Spirotrichea, Sporadotrichida, Oxytrichidae.
AUGCCAAAGAAUCAAAAAGCAGUAGUUGCUACAAAGAAAGAAGAAACCAAAGACAACUCAAGACGCCAAUCAAUGGAUGAGUAAAAAAACAGAAGACAACAAAAGGAACAAAAGAAUGUUAAGGAACCAGUCACCAAGAAGAACGUCCCUCCCCCAAAGGUUGUUGAUGAUUCAGAUGAUGAAUCAGGAAAUGAAUCUGAAGAUUCUGUAGAUCUCGAGCAACUCAUUCAAGCAAAGUAAAAGAAAACCACUGCUGCUCUAGGAAAGAGAUCAAGAGGUGCAUCAGACGUUAGUGCCACCAAGAAAGUAGCCAAGAAGCCAGUCCAAGCUGCUGAAAGCGACGAUGAGGAGUCAGACGGUUCAGAUGAUGAGAAGAAGGAAAAUGACACCGAGAAUUCACCAGAGAUCUUUGUUGGAAACAUUCCUUUCACAAUGGAAAACGACGCCCUUAAGGAACUAUUUGAAGAGUUCGGAACUAUCGAGAAUGUAUCUGUCCCAAUGUCUGGCAGAAAGAAGAAGGGAUAUGCAUUUAUCAGAUUCUCAUCUCACGAGGAAGCAGCCGCCGCAGUUAAAGGAAUGAACAACAAAGAAAUUGAAGGAAGAGAAUUGAAAUGUAACUUCUCAAGCGGCAAGGUAGUUGAAAAGAAACCAAGAGGAGAAGGCCAAGAAGGUGGUGAUAAGCCAGAACAGAAAUCAACAACUGUCUUCGUUGGGAACCUUAGCUAUACAACAACCGAGAAAAGUCUUGAGAAAUUCUUCUCAGGCUGUGGAGCUAUCAAAGCUGUCAGAAUUGCCAAGAUGGAAGAUGGAAAAUUGAAAGGCUUUGCUCAUGUUGAAUUUGAAGAAGCUGAAUCAACACAAUAAGCCGUAGCACUAAAUGGAAAGGAUCUUGAUGGCAGAGAUGUUAAAGUUGAUAUUUCAGAGAAACUUAAGAACAAGAGAGCCGAAGGUGGAAGUUGGGAAGACAGAAGAGGAGGUCGCGGUGGCAGAGGCGGCUUCAGAGGAGGCGACCGUGGUGGCUUCAGAGGAGGUUUCCGUGGAGGUGACAGAGGUGGCUUCAGAGGAGGAUCCAGAGGUGGAUUCAGAGGUGGCGACAGAGGUGGAUCCAGAGGUGGCUUCCGUGGAGGAGACAGAGGAGGAUCCAGAGGUGGCUUCCGUGGAGGAGACAGAGGUGGCUUCAGAGGAAGAGGCGGAUUCAGAGGUAACCGCGACUGA